UAGAAUGGAGAAAUAAGCUCAUGCACUCGCCUGACAACAUGAUGAAAGAAGACGAAAUUCAAGAAAUGAUGAAAUGGACAAAGGCGCUUUUGGAUUGCCUAGAUAUAACCGAGAAAACAUAUUAUAAGGAUGCUAUAGCGGGAUUGGAAGACAUUGCAAAGAAAGACUUUGUUAUAAAGUAUCAAUCUGAAGAAAGUAAAAACAUUCUAGCCAAUGUUAAAGAGGCGAAAACUUUUGCCGAUGAGCUACAUAAAAAUAUUGAGGAUGACGAACAAUUGCGCACGAGUAAACGUUUACUAGAUAUGCUUGAAAGUAUUGGAUGUUUCGGGAUAACAGAAAACAAGGGAUUGGAAUAUAAACAAGCCGAGUACAAGUCAAAAAUUAAAGAAGUAUUUGAACAGAAGAGUGUAACGAUAGAACUAGAUAAAGCAGAGUGUGAUGAAGAAAGCGAGGACUUUAAAGAAUUGGAUGUCCUCCAGCAACAUACAAAACAAACUCUUCAAGAAGUUGAAGUAGUAAUAAAAAGACCGGAGUCUGAAGAAAUGGAAGUCAGAAUUAACAGUUUGAACAAAGAACUGGAAAGUAAAAAAUCACAGGAAGUUCAGUUAAUUCGGUUAAAGAAAGAUUCAGAAGAAUCGGCUAAAACAAUAGAACAUCUCCAAAAUGAAGUAAAAUCCUUGGAAAAAGAAAAUAUAGUAAUAGAUAUAGAGGAGCAAGAAGACGAUCUUAAUCUGGACGAAAAUUACAAAUUCUUCAUGAACGAGAUUCCUUCACGACCUAAUGGUGAUUACAUUGAUACUAUUCAUAAAGAAUGGUGGGGUGAUUAUAAAAGAUUAGAGGAAGAUCGAAACUAUAUGCAGUGGUUGUUUCCAAUAAGGGGAAAAUGUUGUGACAGACCAUACCAGGAACUUUUUCCUCAUGAAAUACAGAAAAUUCGUGGUCGUAAGGAGGCGCAAGAUAGACUUUUACUAUCGUACAAGAUGAUGUUAGAUUUUUACGGAAUGACACUAAGUGAUGAAAAGGAUGGAACGAUUUUGUUCACAUUUAACUUUGAUGAAAGAAUGGAAAAUCUUAACAAAUCUGAGCAAAAUCAUAACAGAAUAACAAGAAUUCUGAAAUGCCUAGGUGAACUAGGAUUUGAACAUUUAAAAAAAAAGCUUAUUAAGUUCAUUAUAAAUCAAAUAUUUAUUUCGAAAAGACUCACAAACUUGCAGGAAAUUUGUCGUAAUUACUGGAUUGAAAUUUUGAAGGAUCCAAGAGAGAGAGCGGAGAUGAAAACACAUUUUGAAAAUCCUGGCUGCCUGAUUCUUUGACAAUGAGAAAAUGAUGUUUUGAGGAUUUCGUUCUUUGUUAUGAUUGAAAUGAAAAAGAAGCAGAGUAUUUGAUACUUCUUAUUUGUAUUGUACUUAUGUUUUCAAAUUAAUCAAUUUAUGGUGUUAAUACAAAAUAUGAAGGUUUUGAUUGCAUAUGCAUUAUAAACUGAUAACAGACAUAGAUGACAAGAUCUGCGUUUGUCUUUAAUAUUUCAAUAAAACUUAUGUAAAUUCCAUUGUAAUGGAAUUCGUUAGAAUAUCAUUGUAUUGCUCAGACCAUGCAAAAAGUCUCAUAUCUUCUAGUUCGAUAUUUUUUCUACAAACGUUCGACUUGGUAAAAAUAUGUUAAUAUUUGUGUCUUUAUUCAAUUGAACAAGAUAGAAGCAGAAGUUAAAUUGUGAAAAAGUGAAUUGAUCAUAAGAUGAGUCAUAUCAGGGAUUAAGGAUUGCAUCGACAUUCUUAAUUAUUUUUUAGAAUUAAAGAAUUCAUGAAUCGAGACAUUAUGUAUCCCAUUUUGCUAAAACAGCUAUAUCUCGGUGGUCGAUCACCAAUCAGGCUCUCCUAGAUAAAUAGCCAGUUAUUUUUAAUUUCGCCUCUAGCAACCGACUACUUUUCAAACAUCAUUUUUACUAUUUUUACUGAUAAAAAUUUAUGAGUGCAUGAAAAAUUGCCAAUUUGAAACAAAAGCUGUAAAUUGUUUUUCUUUUUUUUGAAGAAAACUGCACAAGGAACAAUGAAAGUGAUAUACGAUAAAUAAUAACACA
Molecule: messenger RNA, 2077 nt
Organism: Ruditapes philippinarum (Manila clam)
Lineage: Eukaryota; Metazoa; Mollusca; Bivalvia; Venerida; Veneridae
Product: opioid growth factor receptor-like protein 1
Exons: 10
Coding region: 21-1313 (430 amino acids)
Cellular component (GO): membrane
Molecular function (GO): opioid growth factor receptor activity
Source: RefSeq, a predicted model, not a curated record